AUGGGCGGCGGCCCCUCCAUAAUCCGCCGCCCCAGCGUCGAAAAAUCCAACACCGAACUCACCACCGCCCUCCGCGCCAACUUCCUCGUCUCCCAGCAAGCCGCCGCCAGCAGCACCUCCAACGGCGCCUCCACCACACCCUCCAAACUCUCCUACCAAGCCUGGACCGCCCGCGAAGACUCCACCCUCUACAUCCCGACCCUCGACUUCGCGCACAGCGGCCUCGCGGAAGAGCGCUCACAAUAUGACAUCACGGUGAAACUGUUCUACCUCCCUGGUGUGCCGUCAUCGCGGCGGUGCGCCCAGACGCGGGAAGCGAUUGAUCUGGUGCUGCGGGAACUGCACGUGCCGUCCAUAGACCUGCUGAUCGUGUCGUUCCCCGGCUUCUCCUUCGACGCGGAUGACGAGGAGGACGACGCGCUCUCUGAGCCCGACGGAGAAGUCGACGGCAUACCCGAAGACGGCUCGGGCUCGGAGAGCGGCGUCGGCGCCGAGGAUAUCGAUACUAUGAUCGAAACGUGGCGGUCGCUGGAGAAGCUGCAUGACGAGGGGAUCAUCUCGCGGCUUGGGGUUUCUGAAUUCGGGACGGCGAGGUUGGCGCGGUUUUUGGGGAAGACGCGGAUACGGCCUAGUGUGGAUCAGAUCAAUGUCAGGGAUUGUUGUGUUGUGCCGAAGCCGCUGAUACUGUAUGCGAAGCAGGAGAAGAUUGAACUACUAACACACAAUGACUGCACGAAUAUUCUACCGAGGGGUACGCUACGGGAACUGCUAGGGUCAGGCGAGAAGGGCGUGGGGGUAUUGGCGGGACCUAGUGGGGAGGGUGAGGGGUUGAGAGGUGACGUGGAGCCGCAGUGGGUGGUAAAGUAUACGGCGGUAGUGAAGGAUAGGGGUGUUGUUGAGAACAAGGGCUACUUUGCAGUGGCGGAGCUCGGGGAAUAG
This is a messenger RNA of Coniosporium apollinis CBS 100218, 939 nucleotides long. RefSeq lists its product as uncharacterized. Gene Ontology annotation, cellular component: glutamate-cysteine ligase complex. The coding region runs from base 1 to 939 and encodes 312 amino acids. Gene Ontology annotation, molecular function: glutamate-cysteine ligase catalytic subunit binding; enzyme regulator activity. The transcript has a single exon. The record is from RefSeq and is a predicted model, not a curated record. Lineage: Eukaryota; Fungi; Ascomycota; Dothideomycetes. Gene Ontology annotation, biological process: glutathione biosynthetic process.